UUCCUGACAUCGGUAGUAACAAUAACAGCUCAUAGAAAACAGUUCUUGUUUUGUUCAGUGUAAUACCAAUUGUGCAACGAGAAAAAUCACUGUGAAAAUGCGAUAAUUCUUACUCAAAUCAAGUUCAAAACGUAAUACAAUGCAUCCUUUAUUCAAUUUGUUCUUAUUAUUAUCAACUUUACUUGUUGGAACAUCUACAUUAUCAAUGCCAGGACAAUCAACUUUAAGUGAUACGUUCAAGCAAUGUCUGAUAUCUUACCAGCCUUCAAGUGAUCUGGGGAAAUGUGUGGGAUUAACAGCAAUAAGUCGACUGCAAACUAUAGACAGCAAUCCUGAGUUUGAUUUGGUGGAUGGGCUUACGUUUUCCAGAGAUGCUACUCAGGAAUACAGAGAUGGUACAUAUAAUUAUGCUGAUCAGGAUCCGUCAGAUUUGAGGAGCAUUGUUGGCACUUUUGAUCAUGUAUUUGGGAAGCGGGCUAUGAAAUGGGACAUGAGCUUUAUUUAUCCCGGCCUGACAAUGCGCGUAGCCCCAUCAUUCUCACCUACAGGCAUGCUAGAAUUUGUCUUAGACUCCAAUAGGGAAGCAUUAAAUGUACAUCGAAUUAAAGAAGCAGGAACAGGUAGACUACUUGCAAGGCAAUUUCUGGUUCCCCUGCUGCUUGGUUUUAAAUUCAAUAUAGGCACAUUACUUCCCAUCAUUUUCGGAACUCUAGUUCUAAUUGCCAAAAAAGCUGUGCUUCUAAGUAAAAUUGCCUUGAUUGUUAGUAGUGCUUUGGGACUAGGGUCGCUUUUAUUCAAUUAUGGAAAUAGCUAUGGGGGAGGAACGUCAGAACAGUAUUACCAUAACGGAGCUCAGUACCAUCCGACAACGUUUGGAAGCCACUACAAAGGAGUUUAUAAUGAAGAAUAUAUUCCUCAAGAACAAUUGCAAUACAGAGGCUUGAAUGAUGCUCCCAUGGACCAGUUCAAACUAUAUGGUUCUCUACCAGAUACUUUUGAUAGAUCCAGCGAGGAGAAACAGCAAAAAACUGGCCGAAACUUUGUUUGGAGUGAAGACGAGAAACAUGCAAAAACUGAAACGACCUGAUGUUUAUUUUGUUCUUAA
Molecule: messenger RNA, 1105 nt
Organism: Sitophilus oryzae (rice weevil)
Lineage: Eukaryota; Metazoa; Arthropoda; Insecta; Coleoptera; Curculionidae
Gene: Osi10b
Exons: 4
Coding region: 140-1087 (315 amino acids)
Source: RefSeq, a predicted model, not a curated record